Molecule: messenger RNA, 659 nt
Organism: Lolium rigidum
Lineage: Eukaryota; Viridiplantae; Streptophyta; Magnoliopsida; Poales; Poaceae
Product: acyl-acyl carrier protein thioesterase ATL4, chloroplastic-like
Exons: 5
Coding region: 1-645 (214 amino acids)
Cellular component (GO): chloroplast
Molecular function (GO): fatty acyl-[ACP] hydrolase activity
Source: RefSeq, a predicted model, not a curated record
AUGCAGCAAAUAGGCUCCAUUGCUCCUCUUGCCAACAAACAGUUCCCUCAGCAUCUGCGUCAGGUAUACAAUGCAGGUGGAGGAAGAUCCAAGUACGGCCACCUUGUAAUGCCCCAUGGCCAGGCAUACCUCCACCAGCACCAGGUUAAGGUUGCUCCUAGAGCAUCAGGCCGCCUACCAGCUGUCACUACUGUCAACACAAACCAGGAUUCCAAUAUGAGGAAGUACGGAUAUUUCGAAGUUGAGAUGAAAGUCAAUGACAUCGAACUUGACGAAUUUGGUGUAGUCAAUGCUGCUAUCUACAUUAGUUACAUUCGAAAUGGUCUUAGCAAGCUACUUGAAAGCGUUGGAAUUAGUGUAGACUCAAUGACAUCCCAAGGCAACGCACUCGCUUAUUCAGAAGUACAGCUUAAGUACAUUGCACCUUUAAGGAUUGGUGACAGAUUUGUUGUCAAGGUGAAGCCCACGCAAAUCAGAGGUGUAAGAGUGAUAGUUGAGCACAAAAUUGAGACACUGCCAGAUCAUAAGCUCGUACUGGAAGCCAAAGGAACCAUCGUUUGCCUUGACAAAGACUAUCAUCCAACUCGCAUAUUCCCAGAGGUGUCAGCAAAAUUCCUGCAGUUCUUCACGUCCAAGGAUGAGUAAAGCUUCAAAAGGAA